ACCCCCUACAAGUCCUCAUUUAAUUUCCCUUUUAGAGUAUUUUUUUUUUUCUUAACAUAGUGCUUUGAGAACGGGGAAUGGAGGUGGGCGGUGGGCAAGUGAAAGAGUUGGCGGUGGCUAAGAAGCAAAAUAUGAGGUGGGCAGAGUUUGGUUUGAGGCUUCUGGCCUUUGCAAACACCCUUGCGGCCGCCCUAGUUCUUGGACUGGACAAGCAGACUAAGGUUGUAGCCAUGCAGAUCAUCCCCACGUUGCCGGCGAUGAAUAUUCCGGUCACCGCUGAGUGGAAAUACAUGUCUGCCUUCGUGUACUUCGUUGUGGUGAAUGCCAUUGCAUGUGGGUACGCCGUUGUCUCCCUGGUCUUAACGUCGGUAGGUAAAGGACAAAAGAGCAGUCGUGUGGCGUCGUUAGUGGUGAUCGUACUUGACCUAGUGAUGGUGGCGCUGCUGUUUUCUAGCGGCGGAGCAGCCUUUGCGGUUGGGCUUCUUGGCUACAAAGGUAACUCUCAUGUGCGGUGGAACAAAGUGUGCAACGUUUUUGGGAGAUUUUGUGGACAAGUUGGAGGUGCUGUUACGGUGUCGCUCGCUGCUGCUGCCUUUUUUCUCUUGCUUGUCUUGCUUGCUAUCAUGAAGCUUCAUAAUAAACAUCAUUAGAAAUUUAAAUUAAAGGUGUUGAAUUGAAGUAAAAUUACUAUAUAUAAUAAUGUUUUUAUUUUCUACUGUACGUGUGGUGAAAGAACAUUUUGAAUGUAAUGUAUUUUGAAUUGAUUUCUUAUGAGCUUGUGUCA
Ipomoea nil (Japanese morning glory) is the source of this 784-nucleotide messenger RNA. RefSeq names its product CASP-like protein 1E2. The transcript is spliced from 2 exons. Lineage: Eukaryota; Viridiplantae; Streptophyta; Magnoliopsida; Solanales; Convolvulaceae. The record is from RefSeq and is a predicted model, not a curated record. Bases 78 to 650 code for a protein of 190 amino acids.